Trichoplusia ni (cabbage looper) is the source of this 1473-nucleotide messenger RNA. It is a transcript of the gene Psat1, whose product is annotated as probable phosphoserine aminotransferase. The transcript is spliced from 8 exons. Gene Ontology annotation, biological process: L-serine biosynthetic process. Lineage: Eukaryota; Metazoa; Arthropoda; Insecta; Lepidoptera; Noctuidae. The record is from RefSeq and is a predicted model, not a curated record. The coding region runs from base 253 to 1347 and encodes 364 amino acids. Gene Ontology annotation, molecular function: pyridoxal phosphate binding; O-phospho-L-serine:2-oxoglutarate transaminase activity. Gene Ontology annotation, cellular component: cytoplasm.
AGUCGGGUGCACAGUGGUGCGCAAAUUAAAUGUAAUGUUUUGCGCACGAAUGAAUGUUGUUCAUCAUGUGCUCAGUGCCGACAAACCGGUCAGCGCCGCAUAAUAAAGGCAGGGCGAUAACCCAGCGAUUCAGUUUGAGUGGAAACACCGCGACAAGCCCUGCGAAGUGUGAGACAGUGUCACGCGAUUAAUCGGUACAAUCAAUUGUGUAGCCACAUUAUAUUUACUAGUGUUAAAUAAAAAAAUAUUAAAAUGCCAAAAGUACAUAACUUUGGUGCCGGACCGGCAAAGUUGCCUGAAGAAGUGUAUGAAAUAAUAAAGAAUGAGCUGACAAAUUUUGAUGGUUCAUCUAUAAGUUUGAUGGAAAUGAGCCAUAGAUCCAAAAGUUAUAUGAAGUUCAAUUUAGAAGUGCAAAAUCUUGUGAAACGGUUGCUAAAUGUUCCGGAUAACUAUAAAAUUCUGUUCCUGGCUGGAGGUGGUACGGCUCAAUUUGCAGCAAUUCCUCUUAACUUGAUGUCAAGGACGGGAACGGCAGACUACGUCGUUACCGGUGACUGGUCCCUAAAAGCAGCAAAGGAAGCAAAAAAAUAUGGCAAGGUGAACCUAGUACUGCCUACCACAGACCGUUACGUUGGAAUUCCUGAUCAGUCAACUUGGAAUUUAGACCCUAAUGCCUCAUAUGUCCAUAUUUGUGCCAAUGAAACUAUCCAUGGUGUCGAGUUCGAUUUUGUUCCUGACACAAAAGGCGUGCCAUUAGUCGCUGAUAUGUCCUCGAAUAUUAUGUCUAGAAAAUUUGAUGUUUCAAAGUUCGGAGUAAUAUACGGUGGUGCCCAGAAGAACAUUGGUACCGCUGGAGUAGCUCUGGCUAUCGUUAGAGAAGAUCUGCUCAACCAGGCCUUGCCGAUAUGCCCGUCUCUGUUCGACUGGACGGCCAACGCUAAGGCCGAGUCCAUUUUGAACACACCACCUAUGUUUGCAAUCUACGUCAUGGGAAGAGUAUUAGAAUGGGUAGAAAGGAACGGUGGUGUCGCUGGCAUGGAAGAAAGGGCGACUAAGAAAGCGAACCUUCUGUACGGCAUUAUCGACGCAUCGAACGGCUUCUAUUCGGCGCCAGUCGCGAAGAAUGCCAGAAGUAAGAUGAAUGUACCGUUCAGAAUUGGUUCACCACCCAAUGAUGACCUGGAAAAGGAGUUCUUGAAGGGAGCUGAAGCGUUAAACCUUAUUCAACUGAAAGGUCAUAGAAACGUCGGCGGCAUCCGAGCUUCGAUCUACAACGCCGUGUCAUUAGACGAAGUGGAAAUCCUAGUGCAGUACAUGAAGGAUUUCCAAAAGAAAUACUCCAAGUAAUAUAAGUCUUUUCUUAAUAAGUAUUUUACAUUUUAAUUUGUAUACUCAAGAAAUUUCGUAUUGAAAAUUGAUGUUGAUGUAUUGGCUGUGCUGAAGUCUUAUGAAUAAAUUAUAUAUUUUAAUAUA